GCUCGAAAUAAGGCAAAUCUAAAAUAUUCAGAAGAAGCACGCGAUGCUUACGAUGAUGUUUAUAAUGCAUUAGAGACUUUAAAUAACACAGAUUUAUCAAAAUUUGACAAUAAUGAUCCAUUAACAAUAGAAGUUAUUGAUAUUUCCUCCGAUUGGGCUUGUUCUUAUCUUAAAAAUGACACAAUUGAUUUCCUUAAGGGAAGUUUAUCAGAAAGAUUAAAUUUAGAUAAAAGCGUAACAAAAGAAUGUAAAGAAAUAAUUCAAAAACAUCAUACCAACAAAGAUCUAAAGCGGGUUAUUUCUGACGAAUCUGCUCCUUCUUUGAACAAAUGGGUAGAAAAUGUAGAGUCACAAAAGCAUUGUGCACGAAAAAUUCUUGAAUGUUUAACUGGCAUUUGGAACUUAAAUACAGUUUGGUCCAAAAAUCAAUCAGAGAGAAUUUAUGUUGCACAAGUUGUGGAACCACUUAUUUCUAUUGCGCUUGAAAACCUACCAGUAGACAUUAAUUGUGAACUAAAAGGAGAAAAGCAAAGUCGUGCUAGUAAAAAUUAUAAAUCAUCAAAUUCCUCAAACUCUGCAGUUGGGGAUCGUCCGGAUAUAAUGUUUACUAUAAAAAUUAGCGAGAAUCAUCUUGAAUUGCUUUAUGUUGAAAGUGGUCGAUAUUCGACCACUGAUCAAAAAGUUUCAUCUGAUCAUAACAAGUUAGCUUGUUUAUGUAAGGGUGGAUAUAAUUAUAUAGCCACUCGAAAAAAAUUAAAAAAUAAUGAAGAUAUUUAUUCAUUUCUUACAAUCUUAGGCAUUAAUAUAGCCGGUGAUCAUAUGAAGAUAUAUGGACUUCAGCGGAAGGAUAAUAUUUACUUCUAUUUUCCAAUUGUCGAAGCCUGCAUACCUUUAGAAACUACUUCGUGGGAAAAUGUUCAAGAGAUAGUUUACGCGCUAUUAUUAAUACGUAAUAUUAUUAUAGUCGGAGCUCAUAACUUAAAGAUUGCUAAAAAAUCCAACAAUAUUGGAAAAGGGGAAAAAAAAGUUUCCAC
Messenger RNA from Racocetra persica, 1034 nucleotides. Lineage: Eukaryota; Fungi; Glomeromycota; Glomeromycetes; Diversisporales; Gigasporaceae. The record is from the annotation of a GenBank genome assembly.